This is a messenger RNA of Lineus longissimus, 4230 nucleotides long. RefSeq lists its product as uncharacterized. The record is from RefSeq and is a predicted model, not a curated record. Gene Ontology annotation, molecular function: aspartic-type endopeptidase activity. The coding region runs from base 1 to 4230 and encodes 1409 amino acids. NCBI's taxonomy places the organism in Eukaryota, Metazoa, Nemertea, Pilidiophora, Heteronemertea, Lineidae. Gene Ontology annotation, biological process: proteolysis. The transcript has 2 exons.
AUGCCGCCGAGACGGCCUAAAUCGGCUAGCUAUCGAGAGACAGUUGUUGAUGAACUUGAAACGGCUGAGCACGAGUUAUCUCGCGUCAAAAAUGAAAUAAAACACUUGGAAAACAGUAUUAAUCGAAGCAAGGUUAAGGUCCUCGAAGGCGAGCUAGAAAAAACUGUUCAGGAAUUAGAUAACCUGAAAACUCAAUUCGAAACAUUAGCGGAACACAAAGGUGUUUCAGGUCCAGUCGAAAAUGCAGCUAAUCGAACGUGGAUUGACAAUCUUCCUGAAGACCGUCGUUGUCCGUUGGCUACAUCAACUCCAUUAACUCCAAUUCCAGUCAAUGCAUACAAUGCUGUAGGUUUUUCGCCCAUUGGGUUCCAGGGUCUUCCCAAAUUUCAAGUGGACAUAUUUCAUGGUGAUCCGGCGCAAUGGCCGGAAUGGUCUUUGAACUUCCGAAAUCUCAUUGAAGAAAAUUCAUGCUUGUCUCCGUCACAGAAACUUGGGUACCUGAAAACCUUUUUGGGAGAUGGACCUAAAAGCCAAAUUUAUGGCUUAUUGUUAGAUGGUGCUAAUUACGCCAAGGCUAUGAAAGAAUUACAAACUAGGUAUGGUAGCCCUGCAUUGGUUGUAGAGUCUUUCCUAAGGAAAAUUAGGGAAUGGCCGCAAGUUAAACAACUCUCCGAGAUUGGUAAUUUCGCCACGAAGGUUGCACAGAUGGUCCAAAUUUUCACAACUAUGGGUUAUUCAGCUGAUUUACAUGCAAUGGGUCUGUUAUCAGAUCUUGUGGCCAAAUUGCCGAUCUAUAUGAGAGAAUCCUGGGGCGCCUACAUUGUAAAAAAUGGUAGUAACCCAACGGUUCAAUUAUUCAAUUCCUGGUUGUCCAAGAAAGAGCAAGCCCUGAGAUUUGGUGGGUUGAAAUUUGACACGGGCUCCCAAAGUAAGCAAAAUAAUAAAUCUAGGCCUUAUACACCAGUCAAACAGUCAACUUUGUCAACAACGAGUGCUACCACUCCAAAAGAGUGUUACUUUUGUUCUGGCCCACAUUUCUUGUCAUCCUGUAGUGUAUUCAAAGAAAAAACCCCUGCACAAAGGGUAGAAUGGGUAAAGUCCCAGGGCAGAUGUUUUCUGUGUUGCCGGAAACGUUGUAAGGCCUCUGAAUGUAAUUCUAAGUACAGGUGUACAGUCAAUAACUGUGGCCGUCGUCAUUCUUCACUAUUACACCAAGCGCUAGUGAACCAGCAGGACAAUAGUUCUACUGCAAGUGUCAAUUUCAAGGUUGGUGUUGCGGUGCAGAAUGAUACGGUCCAUCUUCAAACUUUACCCGUCAGAAUACAUACACCAAAUGGUCGUGUUAUAGAUACGUUCGCUCUUUUGGAUUCUGGUAGCCAGGCAACUUUAAUACAAGAAUCAUUUGCCAAUGAUAUAGGCCUAAGUGGUCAGAGCACUACUUUAGUGCUUGGUAAUGUAAGGAAUAAUGAACAGCCGGAAAAUUCUUCUAAGGUCACAUUCUGGCUUAGUGAUCCUAAAACUCAGUCCAUGGCCCCUUUGAAAGUGAGGGACGCCUGGACAUUCAAAACUCCGUUCAAUUUCCCGUCACAAAAGAUUUCAAGCGGGAAAAAGAGUUGGCCUCAUACCAGAGAUUUAGAUCUGGUUAAUGUAGAUUCUUCGCAAAUUAUGAUUCUGGUUGGUGUCGGUGUCAAACGGGCACUUGAGCAAUUAGAAACUAGACUGGGCCCUGACAACUUGCCAAUGGCCGUGCGUGGUCCGCUUGGAUGGACAUUGUUGGGGGGAGAGAAUUCGGAUCUGAAAUCUAACACGUUAGUUUCGGAGCAUGUUAAGUGUGGGUAUGGAGGUCUACCUGACGACAAACUAGAAUCUCAGGUCAAACAAUUUUGGUCAACAGAAAGUUUUGGUUGUUCUUAUGCGCAUGCAUCAUCAGUUUCUAUUGAAGAUCAGCAGGCGAUAAAAUUGUUGAAUGACUCUGUUUGCAUGUUACCUGAAGGCCAUUACCAAGUUAGCAUGUUGUGGGCACAAUCUCCAGUUGAAUUGGUGAACAAUAGAACUAUGGCUGAAAGUAGGUUUGAGUCUUUGUGCAAAAAGUUGAAUAAAAAUCCUGACAUGAGAAGUAGAUAUGAAACUGAAAUGAAUGGCUACAUUGCAAAGGGGCAUGCACGUCGUUUGUCACCUGAGGAAGCUGAAUUGAAAUCUGAUCAGACGUAUUACCUACCGCACCAUGGGGUUGUAAAUCCAAGAAAACCCGAAAAACUACGUGUAGUGUUUGAUGCUGCCGCUAAGUACAGUGGACAUAGUCUGAAUUCUAAGUUGAUAUCGGGGCCAGAUUUGACUAACAAUUUAGCGGGAGUUUUGAUGCGUUUUCGUAAGGGUGUAAUAGCCAUGGCCGCCGAUAUCGAAGGCAUGUUUCAUAAUGUGCGUGUGCCUACAUCUGAUCAGGAUUCUCUUCGCUUCCUCUGGAAAGACCAUUUAGAAUCGCCAGACCCACCUUCUGAAUACCAAAUGUGCGUCCAUAUAUUUGGAGCAAAGUGCUCUCCAUGUUGUGCUAGUUAUGCUCUGAAACGUGUAGCUAUUGACAACUUAGAGUACAGUCGUUUAGGAAGGGAAACAAUUCUCAGACAAUACUACGUUGAUGAUAUGCUUAGAGGGUUUGAUGGUACCCCUCUGGAAGCUACAUCACUAGCGUUGGAAUUGAUCGACUUGAAUAGCAGGGGUGGCUUCAAACUUACCAAAUGGGCCUCCAAUUGCCCAGAGUUGUUAGAGGCUGUAGCAAGUGUAGAUGGUAUCAAAACCCAUUUGAAAUUAGAUUUAGAUGGUAGUGUGAUUACUCGAACUCUAGGAAUCGCCUGUGAUUUGACGCAUGAUAUUUUCAUAUUUGACACUGUGAGCUUACCAACUGUGGAAACCCUGACUAAGCGUAUCCUACUGAGUAUAGUCAGUACAGUAUUUGACCCAUUAGGUUUUCUAGCCCCUUUCAUUGUGAGAGCAAAGAUUCUUUUACAGAGUCUAUGGGAGAAGGGUCUCAAUUGGGAUGAUCCCAUUCCCCUCGAUGAGUAUUUGAAGUGGGAAACAUGGUUGUCAGAGCUUGAAGAUUUGCGUCUUUUCAGUUUGAGGCGAUGUUUUUGGCCAAAUGGUUUGAUACCAAUGAUAUUCAAUCUUCAUGUGUUCUGUGAUGCCUCUGAACAAGCCUUUGGUGCUGUUGCGUAUCUGCAGGUUAUUUCAUCCCAGGGAUUGGUUCACUGUACUAUUAUUAUGGCUAAGACACGUGUCGCCCCUGUGCGGAAGAAUAGGUUAACUUUACCUCGCCUGGAGUUGCAGGCUGCUGUACUUGCGGUACGCUUGUUUCGUACAAUUCGUGAAGAGAUAGAUGUUCAGCUGACUGCUGUUUAUCUCUGGUCCGAUUCCAGUAUUGUUCUACAUUGUAUCAGAAAUGACUCAAAAAGGUUCAAAACAUUUGUGGCAAACCGCAUAGCUGAAAUCAGACAAGAAACAAAUCCAUUUCAGUGGCGACAAGUGCCUAGUCAAUUGAACCCUGCAGAUGAUUGUUCACGCGGAUUGUUGGCCAAUGAAAUUCGACCUGGUCACCGUUGGCUUGAAGGGCCAGAAUUUCUACACUGUGUCAAUGAAAAUGGUUGGCCCUCACAAAGUGUGUUGAAUAGGGAAUUAGAUUUGGAGUCUAGUGAAGUUGUCAAUGAGGUGAAACACACUGCAGUAAUUUCUACAGUAGGUCUACAACAUUCAGUUGUGGACAUUUCAAAGUUUUCCAGUCUCGUGCCCUUGAAAUGUGUUGUUGCAUGGUGCUUUCGAUUUAUUCACAACGUGCGUAAUAAAAAUCGUGAGGUUGGCAGGCUCUCAAUUGCUGAAUUGAAUAAAGCAACAUUAUACUUGGUCAAGGUCGCCCAACAUGAAAUGUUUGGUGAAGAAAUUCGCUUGUUGUCUGAAGGUAAAACUUUACCACGUGGUAGCCCGCUGUACAAAUUGAAACCGGGUUUAAAUGGACAUUUGCUUCGUGUUGGUGGUCGUGUUGACAGUGCAAGGAUGCCCUAUGCUGCCAGACACCAGUUACUCUUACCAAAGAAACACGUUGUGACUGAAUUGAUUGUACAAGAUGUGCAUCGGAAUUUACUUCAUAGUGGGGUUGAACAUGUUGUUUCAUCGCUGAGACGUGGAUUUUGGAUACCAGCCAUCAGGCAGAUAGCGUUUUGUAGCUCGACGCGGGUGUCCUAG